Messenger RNA from Trichoderma atroviride IMI 206040, 552 nucleotides. Its product is annotated as 40S ribosomal protein uS10. Lineage: Eukaryota; Fungi; Ascomycota; Sordariomycetes; Hypocreales; Hypocreaceae. Gene Ontology annotation, biological process: translation. Gene Ontology annotation, molecular function: structural constituent of ribosome; RNA binding. Gene Ontology annotation, cellular component: cytosolic small ribosomal subunit; ribosome. The record is from RefSeq and is a predicted model, not a curated record.
GAAUAAACAGCUUCAUCACUUUGCCGCAACGCAGGUCGCAUCAUUCAACCUUAUUAAACGAUCCGUUCGAGUCGUGAAGCCGUCAAAAUGUCUUACCAGAAGAACGACAAGGAUGUCCAGGAGCCGGCUAAGAGCCACAAGAUCCGCAUCACCCUGUCUUCCCGCAAGGUCCAGGUCCUCGAGAAGGUUUGCACCGAGAUCAUCGACCGUGCUAAGAACAAGGACCUCCGCGCCAAGGGCCCCGUCCGUCUGCCUACCAAGCGUCUGACCGUCACUCCUCGCAAGACCCCUUGCGGUGAGGGUUCCAAGACCUGGGACCGCUUCGAGAUGCGCAUCCACAAGCGUCUCAUUGACCUCCACGCCCCCACCGAGGUCGUCAAGCAGAUCAUUGUCAACAUCGACGCUGGUGUCGAGGUUGAGGUCACCAUUGCCGCUUAAGCGAGCUUCCAAUAUCGUAAAGACGUUGGAGUGACCGAUACCUUGACGUCGGGAGAAAUUAAAUCCUCUCUCGACUCCAAUAGGCUUCUCACAAUAAACUGGUUUACGACAUAC